AUGGCCUCCAAAUGGUUGGACGGCGUUUGCAUGGCCGUUUCCUUUGAUGCUGGAGGAAAUGCAUCGCAGCCCUACUUGCACGGUGAAAGUUGGGAAAGGAGCAUCCAGCCACAUCCGACCUCGGGAGACAAGGGUGGUCCACCGCAUCAGCAGUACGUGGCAGAAGUGGUGCACAUCGCCAGUUUGCUGCAUGCUGUGGCCUUGCAGGACCUAGGCAAAGAUCACGACUUGGAGAAUUUGGUGCCAGCGAAAAACCGGAUCAGUCGCCCUGCUGCGAUGCCGUCCUACUCGUUUUUCUCCGACAAGUCGAUCUUCUCCGAAGAGCACCUCUAUGCCUCCCAUCGCAGCGCCAAAAUUCCGGUGCUCGGAGGCUUGCGUUUGCAGGAGAAGCUGGUCCUGGACAAGGACAGCCAGGGGACGCCUCUGACCACCGCCGCGCGUGUGGCCAUGGUCGAAGGUUGGUUGAUGCGGCGCCUCCUUGCUCGGCAGAAGUUCGAACAAGGUGAAACAGCCAAGACAGCACCACCCAUCUUGUCUCGACUUUAUCAGGUGAUUUCCGAUGGAACCUUAUGGUUCUUCACUAGUUCCAAGAGUGCCUACAUUCCCUUUCCCUUUCCUUAUCAAAACUUUGUGGAAGUGAUGCUGUGGCUCUUCACCCUGAUGACCCCGGUGGUCAUUAACGGCAUCGUCUUCGAACAGAUCUCAAGAACCGUGGGUUCCUUUUGCGUGGUCAUGACCUAUCACGCCAUUAAGAACACCGGCGACGUCCUCGAGGAGCAGUUUUUGGGGGACCACAGAUGCGCAGCAAGAGGGCUCAGCAACCAAGACAAUUGGGUUUUGAACCAAUAA
Messenger RNA from Cladocopium goreaui, 849 nucleotides. Lineage: Eukaryota; Dinophyceae; Suessiales; Symbiodiniaceae. The record is from the annotation of a GenBank genome assembly.